Messenger RNA from Zootermopsis nevadensis, 3321 nucleotides. RefSeq names its product nicotinic acetylcholine receptor alpha1 (gene nAChRalpha1). Gene Ontology annotation, biological process: monoatomic ion transmembrane transport. Gene Ontology annotation, molecular function: transmembrane signaling receptor activity; acetylcholine-gated monoatomic cation-selective channel activity. NCBI's taxonomy places the organism in Eukaryota, Metazoa, Arthropoda, Insecta, Blattodea, Termopsidae. The record is from RefSeq and is a predicted model, not a curated record. Gene Ontology annotation, cellular component: postsynaptic membrane.
UAGAUUUCAAUGUCACGUUAUCAUACGUCACCGAGAUAGACAGAAUGUGGAGGGGAGAGGAGGGGAAUAAUGGCACGAGACAGUAGUACCUCGUGGAGAAGUGCAUGUGGCGGGUGGAAUGUUUUUGUGUUGUUUGUGUUUUAUUAUAGAAAGAGAAGAUAAUCAGUGCAUAGGAAAUGUCAACACUCUGACUGAAAGAAAUAAAACAAAGUCCAGGGAAAUUAUUGUGAACCGCUAUGCAGUCCAGCAGCGUGCAUAAAUUGCUCACUUGUUCCACAAACAAUUGCUCAGUUUCAAUGUCGCAGACGGAAUAUGGCAGAAAUUUUAACACCCGGGUGGCUGCAGCUAAUCGUGACGCAGGACCUACAACUUUUCCAGUGCAGAAUUCAGCCGGUGCAAGGAUUAAUAUGAAGACAUCAACGAAGAUCGCCCGAUAUUCGACCCAGGGAGUUCUGAAGAGGAGUUUCCCUUCUAAUCGACUCUGGCAAAAGCGAGUGGUUGGUGUCAACAGCGGGAAUGCAAGGCGGCUCCCUGGCUGCCAGGGGUAGCGUCACGAGCCGGGUAUCUCCCCGGACAUUCGGCGCGCUGGUCUGGCAUGUGGUGAAGCAGUGACCACCCACUGGCAGGAAGGCAAUGCACCCGGCGGUGAUCACACAGGGUGGACCAGGCCUAAGAUGGAGAGCGUGUUGCUGGCGCUCCUUCUGUCGGUGAUCGGGGGAACCGUGGCCAACCUUGAAGCGAAACGGCUAUACGACGACCUGCUGAGCAACUACAAUCGGCUCAUCCGACCCGUGGGCAACAACUCUGACCGCCUCACCGUCAAAAUGGGGCUUCGUCUAUCACAGCUCAUUGACGUGAAUCUGAAGAAUCAGAUAAUGACAACGAAUGUCUGGGUGGAACAGGAAUGGAACGACUAUAAGCUGAAAUGGAACCCGGAUGAUUAUGGCGGUGUUGACACACUGCAUGUCCCGUCAGAACACAUCUGGCUGCCCGACAUAGUGCUGUAUAACAAUGCCGACGGGAACUACGAGGUGACCAUCAUGACGAAGGCGAUACUCCAUCACACAGGGAAAGUGGUGUGGAAACCCCCUGCCAUCUAUAAGUCGUUCUGUGAGAUAGAUGUGGAGUACUUCCCAUUUGAUGAACAGACGUGCUUUAUGAAGUUCGGUUCCUGGACCUAUGACGGCUACCUGGUGGAUCUGCGUCAUAUUGCCCAGUCGCCUGACUCUGAUACCAUUGAUGUGGGGAUCGACCUCCAGGACUACUACUUGUCUGUAGAAUGGGACAUAAUGCGUGUGCCCGCAGUACGUAACGAGAAGUUCUACAGCUGCUGUGAGGAACCCUAUCUCGACAUCAGCUUCAACAUCACUCUCCGCAGGAAGACUCUGUUCUACACCGUUAACCUCAUCAUUCCAUGUGUCGGUAUAUCGUUCCUCUCAGUGCUGGUUUUCUACCUGCCGUCUGAUUCAGGAGAAAAAGUGUCCCUCUGCAUUUCCAUCCUCCUGUCACUCACAGUGUUCUUUCUGCUGCUCGCUGAAAUCAUUCCUCCGACCUCUCUGACCGUUCCUCUCCUAGGAAAGUAUCUUCUCUUCACCAUGGUACUCGUCACUCUUUCAGUAGUCGUCACCAUAGCCGUGCUCAACGUCAAUUUCCGGUCUCCGGUGACACAUCGCAUGAGACCCUGGGUACACCGUCUGUUCAUACAGUUACUCCCAAAGGUGUUAUUCAUAGAGAGACCGAAAUCAGAGGACUCGGUCGACGACGACGAAGACGAACUCAAACCACCAGAAGUUCUGACAGGGGUGUUCGAUGUACCCACUGACAUGAACAAAUAUGUGUUUAGCGGGAAUAGAUUUAGCUCGGACUACGAUAUUCCAGCCUUACCUCCACGUUUUGAUAUGGGUUCUUCGGGUGGUACACCUUGUUUCGGGGAACCUCCGCUGCCUCUUCCGGGAGCUGACGACGAUCUAUUUGGUCCUGGAACGGGAUGUGUGGCUGGUACAGCAGCGGCGGUUUGUGGCGCUCAUGAUCACAGCCCGACGACCUUCGACAAACCAUCGCACGAGAUGGAGAAAACCAUCGAGGACGCCAGGUUCAUAGCGCAGCACGUCAAGAAUAAAGACAAAUUCGAAAAUGUGGAAGAGGACUGGAAGUACAUGGCAAUGGUUCUGGAUCGUCUCUUCCUCUGGAUCUUUACCGUCGCCUGCGUCCUCGGCACGGCGCUCAUCAUCCUUCAGGCGCCUUCGCUAUACGACACGACGCGUCCAAUCGACAUUCAGUACUCCAAGGUCGCAAAGAAGAAGAUGAGAAUGAUGAUGAUGGGCCCAGAGGAGGACUGAAGUUUCCGAACAUUACGAUAUUGCCAUCUUCACAAUACACCAGAUUUCUUAUUAAAUAGUUGUUCAUCGGCGUUGCACCACCUGUUUAAAUUUUGCCCACAAAAUUGCGAUUUUUUUUUCUGAAUUUUUAAUUAUUUUUUUUAGUUUCAAUGAUUUAAUUGGUUGCUGAACGUGCAGAAAGCCGAACAUUAUUUUAAGCUUUGAAUGAUUUGAUACAAAUAGUCUCGACGUUUCAAAUUUAAUUUUAAACUAAAUUUAGAAAAUAACCUUACACCUUUUUUUAAGUUUGCAUCAAAUCAUGUUUCGUUUGCCUUAAGGUUGUGUACAGGCAUUUGAGAAAACUCGGGAUAUUCUGAAUGGAAUAUUGUCUUGUAAGUUCAAACACAGUCAGGGCCAGAAUCAGUGGAUUUCUCUCUUCGAAGUAAUGUCACCAUACUGGCGCUAAUCUAUCGUUAAUCUACAUUAAUGGCGCUUAUGAUAAGAUCGGACGAAACAUCUCUGCUAUCUUUCUUGUUAUCUUUGAUAUCUCAUAGAGUACAUUAAAAUUAUAAAUUUUUUUCAGAUUAGCGAAGAAAUUUUUUCCGUGUUGAGCCCAGUUAUUAUCAGGUAAGAACCCUGUAUAUUUUGUGCUCCUGAAUACGUCAUGAUGUGAUAUUUCCUUUUUGGAAAUACUGUACCUAGAAUUCGUAAUCACGUUUUUUUCUUGUACAAAUUCCAUAAUCGGCAAAAAUUCUCAGUCAUAUAAAAAGGCGCCUUGGUCGUAAAACGGAAAUGUAAAUAUUUAAAUAAGUAAUUCUAGUGUGCAGUUAAAGGGGUGUGUACAGUAUAAUUGUUACAUAUGAUAAUUUUAAAAAAAGUAUUAAAAAUAUUUGCCCCUCACUCAAAAAUCAUAAGUAAGAGAGCUAUUUAUCCUAAAUAGAAAGGUUUUAUGAAGGAGAAUGAACUAAUAUACUGUUCGUACUUCAACACAUUUGUUUUGCAA